CUCCCUUUUCUUCUUGUUCAUCCCACUAGUGGCUAGUUACCAUUUUAAGCUUAUACUUUCCAAAAAACACUAAUAAAAAUAGAAUCUUUAGCAAGUUGAAGGUUCUUUUUUUCCCUUGUUGGUGUUUCUGGUGUGCCACUUCUUGUUUUUGGAACUGAAGUUGAUUUUUAUGAGAUACAUUUGAAAACUGAAGGUACGGGUAGCUCCGUCCACCAAGCCCAAGCAAAUGUGAAAAGAAUCACCAAGUGUUUUUUUCUCUGCUCGGGUUGAACCCUAGUCUCCAAGUGAAUUGUCCCCCUUCAUACAGACGGAGAAGGUAAUGUGUUGGGAAAUAAGACAUAUACUUGGAUAAGUAAAACAGCUGCAAGAUGGGUGGUUGCUGCUGCUCUUCAAGGAAGCCUCCCCAGCUUCAUGGAACACAAGUAUUUUACUAUUUUCCACCAGCUUCUGAAGAGUAUGAGUCCCUGACAUCUGAUGAUAGUGCUGCUAUUGCAUUUACCUCUGAGCUCCUGGAUGAUUUAAACGUAGAUAGAUCAACACCCGACACUUACCGCUCUCCCCCUGCACCAAUUCCAUUUGAAGUAGUUUUGGGGAAUCCACAGUCAAGAGGAGGUUCCCAGUUCACAGAUGAAACAGUACUUCAACAUAGCUAUGAGAUAACAACUUGUAAAGAUAUUAAGUUUUCUGAUCGCAAAGCUGAAACAGAGUCUCUUCUCGCCUCCCUAAAGAAAACAGGGAUUGACCUUGUAAAAUCUAAUCUGUCUAUUAUUAAAUCAGCAGAAGAAGAGGAUGUUUGUCCUACUUGUCUUGAAGAAUAUGAUGCCGACAAUCCAAGAAUAGUUUCAAAAUGUAACCAUCAUUUUCAUCUUUCAUGUAUUCUUGAGUGGAUGGAAAGAAGUCAAACAUGCCCAAUAUGCAAUCAGGAAAUGAUAUAUGAAGCUCUAUGAAAACUAAUCAGAAGUUCCUUAGCUGCUGGUCGUCAACACCUGCCUAUACAUGGUGGCUUGGCCUGUAUUCACUUGUUCACUCAUGAAAGUGUAAAUUCUCUAUGUAUAUGAAGCUUAUGUUAGUAAAUCCCGCUCUUGAUGAAGAUGCGAGUUGCAUAUAUAUGCUGAUGGGAGCUAAUUUGCAGCCGAAGAACAAAAAAGAAGUUGUAGUUUUGCAUUUGAUGCCUGGAAGAUUAAAUUCUGAAAACGCGUGUUUUUGGUCAUGCUUCUUCUGAGUUCCAAGUGUUGUACAGUGAACUCUUUUUGUUGUUGUAAUUUUAUGUUCAAUUGCUGUACAGAUUCUUCUGGCAA
Messenger RNA from Solanum stenotomum, 1298 nucleotides. Its product is annotated as probable E3 ubiquitin-protein ligase RHB1A. The record is from RefSeq and is a predicted model, not a curated record. The coding region runs from base 369 to 947 and encodes 192 amino acids. Gene Ontology annotation, molecular function: ubiquitin-protein transferase activity; zinc ion binding. The transcript is spliced from 6 exons. NCBI's taxonomy places the organism in Eukaryota, Viridiplantae, Streptophyta, Magnoliopsida, Solanales, Solanaceae.